This is a messenger RNA of Eimeria acervulina, 690 nucleotides long. RefSeq lists its product as hypothetical. The record is from RefSeq and is a predicted model, not a curated record. Lineage: Eukaryota; Apicomplexa; Conoidasida; Eucoccidiorida; Eimeriidae. Bases 1 to 690 code for a protein of 229 amino acids. The transcript has a single exon.
AUGGCGCAAAAUCGACAGCAAAUUGGGCUGCGGCCACUCGUGCUCAGGCAACCUGCAGCAGCAGCAGCAGCAGCAGCAGCAGCAGCAGCAGCAGCAGCAAAAGCAACAGCAGUAAGGAGGAGGGGUAAGGAGAAGCGAAGAAAUCGGUGCUGCAGCAGGUGCAGCUGCAGAACGUGCGCAGCAGCAACAGCAGCAGCAGCAAUACUACUAGUGAUACAAACCAGCAGCAGCAGCAGCAACAACAACAGCAACACCAUCAACAACAGCAGCAGCAUCAACAGCAGCAGCACUAUCAACAUCAGCAGCACCAUCGGCAUAACCAUGAUGAGCAGCAUGAGCAUCAGCAGCACAACCAUCAUCAGCAGCAUCAUCAUCAUCAGCAGCAGCAGCAGCAGCAGCACAACCAUCAUCAGCAGCAUCAGCAGCAGCAGCAGCAGCAGCAGCACAACCAUCAUCAUCAGCAUCAUCAUCAGCAGCAGCAGCAGCAGCACAACCACCAUCAUCAGCAUCAUCAUCAUCAGCAGCAGCACAACCAUCAUCAUCAGCAUCAUCAGCAGCAUCAUCAUCAUCAUCAUCAGCAGCAGCAGCAGCACAACCAUCAUCAGCAGCAUCAGCAGCAGCAGCAGCAGCAGCAGCAGCAGCAGCAGCAGUGGAUACAGUCUGCAUAAUUCUUCUCCGAGUUCAAAGUAG